GACAGAUGGACCAUUUUAUUUCUGGAUCGACGACGACCGGCCAUUUCGCUAUAGCCACACACGCACUCUUUAAACCCACAAUAAAUAUUAACGUAUUAUUAUAACAGUUACCGUCACGAAAAUCUCGGCGUACCGCAAGAAAUCAUAAUAUUAAGACGUAUUAACGUUCGCGCGCACACAGAUUUUUAACGAUAUAUACCUAUCAAUAUUAUUAUGUAGAGACAAUUUGUCACGUAGGUUGGUUUUUAGUUAACGGGAAUCGCGAGUUGAUCUCGCAAACAUGUUGAUGGAUGUUGAUUUUGACGAUGAUACGCCGAACCGAUGCACCACACUCGUCUACUAUGCGUGGAAGAUUUUCACGUGCUUGUUCCUACACGUGUUACUUGUCACCAUGGUCGUGCUGUAUUGUUUGCUCGGAGCCUUUGCUUUCGAACGUCUCGAAUCAGCGAACGAAAUUGAAGUGAAGAAUAGUAUUCGUGUCAUGAGGAUGAAUGUAACUACGGAUCUUUGGAAAUACACCAAAAAUUCAUUGGUUCUCCAACAAGAUAAUUUUACUACAAACGUAACAGCCCGGUUGCAGAAAUUUGAAGACGAUUUGAUAUACGCAAUUAAACGUAAAGGCUGGGACGGCGAAGAAGACACUAAAAUACAACAAUGGACCUUCACUGGGGCUUUAUUUUACUCAAUAAUUGUUAUCACAACUAUUGGUUACGGUCACAUCGCUCCGAAAACCCUGAACGGAAAAAUAGCCACUAUAUUUUACGCGAUUGUCGGUAUACCGCUGAUGCUCCUGUGCCUGUCUAAUAUCGGUGACAUAAUGGCGCAUUCCUUCAGGUUCCUCUACUGGAAAGUAUGUUGCUACACGUGCACCAGGCGGCAGAGACGAGUGCAGUCUCUAAGGAGAUCCCGCAGUCAAAGGUCCACUACAAGAUCACAUGGCGGUUCCAGAACCACGUCACUUAAGAGAACGGGUCGAAUAUCGCAGAGAUCCGCAGACAGUGCUCUUGGAAUGUCGGACUGUUACACCAGAUCUUCUUAUUCGGACACCGAAUGCAGAUAUUACGAUAAAAUGGAAAGAGAAUACGCCAUGUUCGGAGGCGGGAUGCCCGUUAAAGCCCCUAACCGAUAUUCACAGCAGUCCAGGUACUCCGACACCGUACCGUUAAGAAGGCACUCCCCGGCCAUUAAGCCUAGAUCGACCAGUCAAAACAGUGGUCACCGAAAUAAUGCUAACCAUUAUUACCACGGACGAUAUCGAGUACAAGAUCCAAGUUAUUCCGACGGUGAUCAACUAGAUGGACCAGAACUGCAGCAAGUGCCAUCGAUUUUAUUUAACAAAUAUGCACUGGACAGGGAAGAAUCUAGAAGAAUUCAUCCGAAGCAAAGCCACGAGAUCCGCCGGAACAUCCGGGGUCACUCGGCUGCGCCGAAUUUAGCGACGGAAACACCGUCUGGCACGUUGCGGACAAACAGCCGGAGCAAAACACCUCAGCAUCUGGUCGUGGACAUGCUGCCGAUGGACCAUCCUGACCAGGAUUACUACCCGAAACCGAAAUUCCGUUCGAGACAUCGGAAUUCCAAUCAGAGUAGGUCUCGAGAAGAAUUCUUGGGCGGCGGAGGCUGUGGCGGCGGUGGAGGCGGUAAGGGUAAACGUUUGGAGGUGAUGGCACCCAGCCCACGCAUCAUGUCACCACUGGGUUUCGCCGUGAAUCGGCAAUACCCCCGGCGGUCGACCCGGUACAACGACUAUUACGACGACAUGGAACCCUAUGAGUUCGACGACAACAACCCUGACCACAUCAAGCCCGUGCCCAUAUGGCUGUGCGUGCUUCUGGUGGUCAGCUACAUAAUCAUGGGCGCGUUCCUGUUCAAGAGCUGGGAAAACUGGGAGUUCCCGGACUCAGCGUACUUCUGCUUCAUAACACUCACCACCAUCGGGUUCGGCGACUUUGUGCCCGCCCAACGGGUGAUGAACAAGGGCGACGACACCAAGCUGCGCAUAUGGUUCUGCUCGCUGUACCUGCUCUUCGGCAUCGCCCUGUUGGCCAUGAGUUUCAACCUCGUCCAGGAGGAGGUCAUCAGCAACGUCAAGACCGUGGCCCGGCACCUGGGCAUCAUCAAGGACGAGGACGAGGAGGAGUCCGAGUGACGCUGCGCGCGGCACUUGUCGAACAAUAGAAAAUAAUAAUAAUAAUAAUAAUAAUAAUAAUAAUAAUAAUAUAAUAUCAUCGUCGAGUAGGUAUAACAACAAUAUUAUAAUAAUUAUAUGUAGGCAUAUAAUAUAGCAGGGAUGGCCACAACGAGGCUCACGAGUCAGGUUCGUGCGGCUCUAAGAUAUUUCUAUAAAUAAAUAAAUGUUUAAUAAAAUUUAAUAUUAUAAUAUAAAUUA
This is a messenger RNA of Acyrthosiphon pisum (pea aphid), 2389 nucleotides long. RefSeq names its product potassium two pore domain channel subfamily K member galene (gene galene). Bases 281 to 2149 code for a protein of 622 amino acids. Gene Ontology annotation, molecular function: potassium ion leak channel activity; outward rectifier potassium channel activity. The record is from RefSeq and is a predicted model, not a curated record. NCBI's taxonomy places the organism in Eukaryota, Metazoa, Arthropoda, Insecta, Hemiptera, Aphididae. Gene Ontology annotation, biological process: potassium ion transmembrane transport; stabilization of membrane potential. Gene Ontology annotation, cellular component: plasma membrane. The transcript is spliced from 8 exons.